Messenger RNA from Clavispora lusitaniae ATCC 42720, 1767 nucleotides. RefSeq names its product imidazoleglycerol-phosphate synthase (gene HIS7). Gene Ontology annotation, molecular function: oxo-acid-lyase activity; imidazoleglycerol-phosphate synthase activity. Gene Ontology annotation, biological process: L-histidine biosynthetic process. The record is from RefSeq and is a predicted model, not a curated record. Lineage: Eukaryota; Fungi; Ascomycota; Pichiomycetes; Serinales; Metschnikowiaceae.
AUGGAUCAAACUGUUCAUAUUAUUGAUGUCAAGUGUGGCAACUUACAGUCUCUCUCAAAUGCUAUAAAGCGAAUUGGAGACUACAAAAUUGUGUUUAUUGAAGAUGCAAGUGACUUCACCAAAUAUGAUGAUAGUAUCUCGAAAUUGAUCUUCCCUGGUGUCGGAAACUAUGGUCAUUUCGUUAAAGAGUUGAGUGAAAGAAAUCUUUUUGAGCCAAUUCGGACAUACAUCGAGAGUGGUAGAGAUAUAAUGGGUAUUUGUGUUGGUCUCCAGGCAUUUUUCAAGUCGUCGGAGGAGAGCAAGGGAAUUGAUGGAAUGAACCUCUUGGACUUAGAUUUGCUAAAGUUCUCCAGCAAUGACCCAUGCUUUGCAGCACACAAUCAGCUUAAAUCUAUUCCCCACAUUGGAUGGAACACAAUCAGUGAGAUUCACCAUGAUUCCAAAAUCGUGGAAUCAAACACAACACUUUUCAAUCUAAAUGUCCGUGACAAAUAUUACUUUGUCCACUCAUAUGCUGCAAUUUUAAAGGAUGAGAAGGCUGUUGAAAAGCUAAAAGCGGCUGAAGCAAAAGGAUGGGACUUUGCUCUCUCAAAGUACGGUUCUGAAACGUUUUUGGCUGCAGUUGCUUAUAAGGGUUUGUUCGCAACGCAAUUUCAUCCUGAAAAAUCCGGAGUCGUGGGGCUUAAAAUUAUCAAGGCAUUUUUGGAAGGACAAAAGUUCUCUGAGUCUAAUGACAUUUCUACUUCAAGUGUCGAAGGACUUGAAACUACAGUCGGUGGUUUAUCCCGCAGGAUUAUCGCAUGUCUUGAUGUUCGAACCAAUGAUUCUGGUGACCUUGUUGUAACUAAAGGUGAUCAAUAUAAUGUGAGAGAAACAUCUGAAAGUGGAGAGCUGAACGUCAGAAACCUAGGCAAACCGGUAGAGCUUGCCACGAAAUAUUACUUGCAAGGUGCUGAUGAAAUCACGUUUUUAAACAUUACUUCUUUCAGAAAUUCUCCGAUCAAGGAUUUGCCGAUGCUUGAAGUUUUAAAAAGAUCAGCAGCACAAAUUUUUGUCCCUUUGACAGUCGGUGGGGGUAUCAAGGAUAUGGUGGAUCCGGUCACCGGUGAACUAUACCCAGCAGUUAAGAUUGCUGACUUAUACUUUCGCUCUGGUGCUGAUAAAGUUAGCAUUGGCUCGGAAGCAGUCACGAUUGCGGAGUCUUAUUACGCCAACGGGAAGAAAAAGACUGGCAAAAGUGCCAUUGAAACAAUUUCUUCUUGUUUUGGUAACCAAGCUGUGGUCAUCUCGGUUGACCCCAAGAGAAAAUACGUAUCCAACCCAUCUGAUACAUCCAUGUCCGUUAUAAAAAUUGAGGAUCCUAACAGCUUUGGUCCUAACGGCGAAGAAUAUUGUUAUUAUCAGGUAACGUCUCAAGGUGGCCGCAAAACCCACGAUCUUGGAGCUUUAGAGCUUUGUCUUGCUUGCGAAGAUUUGGGAGCAGGAGAAAUACUUUUGAAUUCCAUUGAUUACGAUGGCACGAAUAUGGGUUUUAAUCUUCAAUUGUUAAGACAAAUCAAAGAAAACGUCUCGAUUCCCGUUAUUGCUAGCUCUGGAGCGGGGAAACCAGAACACUUUGAAGAAGUUUUUAAAAUGGAUUGUGGUGUUGAUGCAGCGCUUGGCGCAGGUAUGUUCCACAGAGGAGAUUAUGAUGUGUUGACGGUUAAAAAGUACUUACAGGAACAUGGAAACAUGGAUGUCAGGAUAGACACUCAAAUCGAAUUAUGA